Messenger RNA from Blastomyces gilchristii SLH14081, 3179 nucleotides. RefSeq lists its product as uncharacterized. The transcript is spliced from 2 exons. Lineage: Eukaryota; Fungi; Ascomycota; Eurotiomycetes; Onygenales; Ajellomycetaceae. Gene Ontology annotation, cellular component: endoplasmic reticulum. The coding region runs from base 350 to 2170 and encodes 606 amino acids. Gene Ontology annotation, biological process: GPI anchor biosynthetic process. The record is from RefSeq and is a predicted model, not a curated record.
CCUUAAAUCGUUCAAUUGUUAGGAUGAACGCUUUUCAAAAUUGACAUGCCUUACGCAUAGUAAUUAUUGGAUAUUGAGGUGAUACAGUGCGACCCAGUCACAGCAGGAAAGGUGCUGAGGGGCGACGAAGCUAAAUUUUAUCUUCGUCCCCAAAGAAUUUUAUGUAAAAGCCGCAUGAGCAACAAAAUUUCCUUCCCCCCCAUCCCCCCUUUUUUUUAAUCCUGAUAGUGUAAAGACCUUUGUUUCUACCUCAUACUUAUUUUUUAUAUAAGCCUCGACUGCUGGUAGCAACUGACUUGACGAAGAAAGAGAAGAGAUAAAUUAAAACGCUCCAAAUGCGCGCAUCUCUAUGUCCCUCCCAAUGACCCUCCGCCGACUUCUCCCCAUUCUCCUCCCAAUCUCAACAACAUUAAUAGUCUAUCUAUACCUAUACCCGAUAUUCCAUGGCUGCAAUUUUCCCCCAACAGCCUCGAGCGCGUCUAGCAACCUUCAUUCCCUGCCUCCAAUCCUAAAUACCCUCCGCCAGCAUGUCGAUGUCCCUCACCUCGACACAUCCCAGUAUACCCCGAGAGCCCCUUUCCGCCUCCUUGUCCUCGCCGACCCCCAGUUAGAAGGCGAUUCCUCCCUACCAAACCCGAACAACCGCCUUCUAAAGUGCCUCGCCAACCACUGGGACGCGAUGAUAUCUGCGGAGACUUGGCCUGGCGCCCUGUUCGCGACCCAGCAGAGCGUCCGCGAUACGCUGCUCCUCGAUAUCCCCCGUUCGCUCAGAGCGAUGCGCAAGCGGAUAGACCUCUUCGGCAAUGACUUCUACCUAGCACAUAUAUACCGGUCCUUGCAUUGGUGGUCGAAACCGACGCAUGUUACUGUGUUGGGAGAUCUGAUCGGGAGCCAAUGGGUGACGGAUGGGGAAUUUGAAUGGCGCGCGUGGAGGUAUUGGAAUCGCGUUUUUCGCGGGGGGGUUAGGGUUGAUGAUGAGAUAACCAUCACGGGCCGUGAGGAUGUGCAUGGGAAGGAUGUGAAGGUGGUCGAAGAUUUAGUAUUGGAUGUGCAGGGUGACGAUGGAUCCGCUCCCUCUGGUGGACCGUGGGAGAAUCGCAUUAUUAAUGUUGCUGGGAACCACGAUGUUGGGUACGCGGGUGAUAUCACCGACGCUCGCAUGGAACGUUUCGAUAAAGCCUUUGGACGGGCUAAUUGGGAUAUGCGAUUUCAGUAUCGUGCUGCCCGGGAUAACUUUACGACUACACCUAACGGUACAGGCCUUACAACUAUUCCCACGAAACCGGUGGUUGGGGGAUCAUCCAGCACUACUACCCCCUCAAUACACGUUAUUGUACUCAACAGCCUCUUAUUGGAUACCCCGGCCUUUUACCCAUCGAUUCAAAAACACACAUACGAUUUCAUCAACGACGUGAUCCAGCGACGAUCCCACCCGGUCGGGGACCGGAGCGCGUUCACACUACUCCUAACCCAUCUUCCGCUCCAUAAGCGCGAAGGGGUAUGUAUCGAUGCUCCAUUUUUCCGCUUCUAUGACCAAGACGAUCCGCGUGCGACAGAGGAUCGGCCACCAAGGUUUAAAGCUGGGGGUUUGCGCGAGCAAAAUCAUCUCAGCGAACAUGCUAGCCAUCAUGGGAUCCUUCAAGGGUUGUUUGGUAUGAGUGGGGACCUGCAUGCUGCGGCGGGGGGGAUGGGCCGGAAGGGUCUUGUGUUAACCGGCCAUGACCAUGUCGGGUGUGACGUUCUACACUAUGCCAAUCGAUCUGUGACACCGGGUGAUGAUCCGGAAGGGGACAAGGUCCCCGGUUGGUCGUGGGCUGCGACGAGAUAUCCUAGAAGCGGCUCCGCUCACUCCUCGCUGUCAUUGCCGUUCCCAGAUGGUACGCCCAAUAUUAGAGAAGUUACUCUCCGCUCGAUGAUGGGGGCGUAUGGCGGCAAUGCGGGCUUCCUCUCCCUGUGGUUCGACUCUGAUCCUUCCGUGCAGGAAUGGAAAUAUGAGAUUUCCACGUGCCGUUUGGGCGUGCAACAUAUCUGGUGGGCUACCCAUAUUCUUGCGAUAGUCACGGCCGUUCUCCUUGUGGUUUCUGCAUCGUCCAGUGUCUGGGCCCGGUUGUUUGGUGGCCCAGCAAGUGAGGCAGCUGUCGAAUCGAGAGCAAAGGGGAAUAAGGGCUAAGUGAUUGGUAAUAAAGCGGAUGACUUAAAAAGGGUCCCCAAGAUGUGAAGAGCUCCACCACGUGAGGAUUCCACUGAGGAUGGAGAAGGGGAUUCAAAUGAUAAAUGAAGAACUGGGUUACUGAAUUUUAAGGACUGGACCCAUGCUUUCUCAAGUUUAGCAUCCGAAGGAGCAUUUGCAGCUUGUUUUCUAAUCAGCGGUGGACCUUAAUUCUUUACCUCUAUAUGUAUGUACAAUAUGCCGGGUUUAUUUUCUUGCUUUUAUUCACCUAUGCGUUUUAGGAGUAUGGAAGUAUACAGGGUAUUACCCUCUGUGAAAUUAUCUCUUGCUAAUAAUAUUACAUCUAAUCUGGCUUGUGCUGUAAAGCGGAUCAUAUAAACGAACAAUAUCUGUGGCUUUGUCUACGGGUCGAAAUAAACAGAAUAUAUCGCAAUCUAGGAGGCAAAUGCGGGCUACACAAUCUCUCUGAGUUCUCUCGGAUGGGUUUCAAAGGGAUCAUUUCUCAAAGAUCCCGCGUUGCUCUAGUUGUUACUGCUGUUCUUUUCUUCAUUUCUCCUAUAACUCUUUCAUAUACUUUCUCGCACCAGGGUAUUCCUAUCUAAGAAUUCGUCUUCAUUGUGUUAUCGUCGUUUCAUUGACUGGCUCUGCUUGUUCGAUUUCUCCUACGGAGGGAUUGUAUCGGACGGUACGGGUGGGUGGGACAUACACUACGUGCACACAUGGAAAAGCGGGAGGGGAGAUAUGGAGGAAAGAAAAGAAAAUGUUCAGUAGGGGGAAAAACACCAAGAAAGUGGGAAAGCGGAAGGACAAAAGAAAAUGAUGACAUUUGGUUAAACAAGUUUUGCGUAUCGCAUAAAAAACGCCUUGUAGGUAGAAAGAUUUGCUUUCAUUUUCUAAAUUACCACAUCCCCUCAACCAUUCUACACCACGACACCGGAGUUGGCUGCGAUACGCUGUGAUAAAAUGUUAGUAUGUUAUCUCACAUAUGGAAACCGAGGCGUGGUUAUUG